Molecule: messenger RNA, 3513 nt
Organism: Oryzias melastigma (Indian medaka)
Lineage: Eukaryota; Metazoa; Chordata; Actinopteri; Beloniformes; Adrianichthyidae
Gene: rgl2
Product: ral guanine nucleotide dissociation stimulator-like 2
Exons: 20
Coding region: 305-2530 (741 amino acids)
Biological process (GO): positive regulation of GTPase activity; Ras protein signal transduction
Cellular component (GO): plasma membrane
Molecular function (GO): guanyl-nucleotide exchange factor activity
Source: RefSeq, a predicted model, not a curated record
GAGCAGCAGCAGCAGCGGCGGCGGCAGCAGGAGGAGGAGGAGGAGAAAGAGGAGGAAGGAGUUUCUGCGGCCACACCAAAGCGCGCUAUCAGCCGCUGAAAGCUGGCCGCGCGAGCCGGGUGGGGGGCCGCUGAUAGAGGGGAGAGGCUGCCCGGAGGGGAGGGGGGGACACGGAGACUCCCUCCUCGGUGUCGGCGGUGACGGAGGCAGCAGAGCCGCAGCCAUGGAUCCCGCGCGCUGCCGUGCGUGAGAGGUGAGAGCCCCCGUCCUGCGAGGGACACCUGUCACCCAGUCAGCUGGCGCCAUGAUCCCGCGUAACAUGCGAACAGGUGGCUAUCAGCUGCCGGGGGUGGAGUCCAGUGAAGUGCCUCUCAUUGGCUACCGGCCGCUAUCACCUGACAGAGGACCCCUGAGCAGCCAUGCAGGGAGGAGGGGAACCAGCGAUGACCUGGAAACUUCACAGGCAGAGCUGUCACCGAUGAAGACCACCUGGUACUGUCCCCUCGAUUUGUCCACAGUGGCAGAAGAGGAGGACGAUGGAGUGAUCUACACGGUGGUGGUCAAGCAGCACGCCGCCCCCCACGGCCCCAUGCCGGCCGUUUGUCGUUCUCAGUGCGUGAAGGCGGGGACGGAGGAGAAGCUGGUGCUCCACCUCCUCCACUCCUUCUCCAUGGGGGACUCCUCCUACAUCACCAUCUUCCUCUCCACGUACCGCUCCUUCACCUCCACCGAGCGAGUGCUGGACAUCCUCACUGACAGAUUAGAGAAUCCGCCCGGCGACAGCGAGCGAAGCCACGUCAGACAGUCUUUCAACAAAGCGGUGUGCACCGUCUUCAGGACGUGGCUGUCCGAGUAUCCGGAGGACUUCCAGAGUCUGGGAAAUCCCUCUUGUUUGCUCCGCUUGGCUCCACUCCUCCCUCAGGACUCCUCCUCUGCAGCUGACCUCCGCGCUCAGCUCCUGAGGAUCGCCGAGGAGCUCAGCGAGAAGGCCCUGCUCCUCCACUCCCGCAGAGAUCAGUUCAGUUUGGACAGCCCCCCUCCCGACCCGUCCCUGUUUGAACCCACCAGCGUUCUGGGGUUUCCGUCGUCGCUCAUCGCCGAGCAGCUCACCAAGAUAGAAACGGAGCUGUUUGUCCGUCUGGUCCCGUACCACUGUCUCGGCUCUCUGUGGUCUCAGCGGGACAAGAAGGGCAGGGAGGGCGUCUGUUGGUCCGUCCGGGCCACCGUACGUCAAUUCAACAAGCUGGCGAACGCCGUUUUAGCAUCCUGUCUUUGGCCGACAAAGCUGCGCAGCCAGCAGAGGGCGCGGCUGCUGGAGAAGUGGAUCGGCGUGGCAGAGGAGUGCAGAGCCAGGAAGAACUUCUCCUCGCUGUACGCCGUGGUUUCGGCGCUGAAGAGUAACCCCAUCCACCGGCUCAGGAGAACGUGGCACGACACCGACAGAGAGGCCUUGAGGAGAUACGAGGAGCUGGCGGAGAUUUUCUCCGACAAGGACAACUACUCGCAGACGCGGGAGCUGCUGAAGGAGGAGGGAACAUCAAAGUUCGCCAACCUUGACAACAGGAUCAACAACAGACACAUUUCCCGGUCCAACGCUCAGGGCACCGUGCCGUACCUGGGAAUCUUCCUGACCGACCUCACCAUGCUGGACACGGCCGUCAAAGACCGUCUGGAUAACGGCUACAUCAACUUUGACAAAAGGAGAAGGGAGUUUGAGGUUUUAGCUCAGAUCCGCCUCCUGCAGUCUUCCUGCAAAAACUGCGUCUUCGUCAGUGAUGAGACCUUCCUGCAGUGGUACCACAGCGUGCCCACGCUCACCGAGGAGCAGAGCUACAGGCUGUCCAAUGAAAUCGAACCUGUGGAGCAGAGCCCCCGCAGCCUGGCCCCCUCUGUCAUCAUCACGCAGUGUCCAGAUUUGAGCACGUCCCGGAGCAGCCUGUCAGGCGACGGCGAGGGUUUCUUUGACUUCCACUCUCCGGUCAACAAUCUCCUGUCCAAACUCACCAAGCACAUGAGGUCCCCCUCUGUAUCCUGUCUGGAUGUCGACACGUCGCCUCCAACCAAUGAGUCCACCCCCGCCUCCCUGACUCCCUCCACCCCCACAAAGUCGCACCGCAGAUCCGCCUCCUGCGGCAACAACCCCGUCGCCAGCGUCCAGGGGUCCGGGCCCGAGAUGCGGAUCAUCAAGAUUCGGAUGGAGCUGCACGAUGGAAACUUGUACCGAAGCAUUCUGGUUACCAGCAAUGACAAGACCCCCACUGUGGUCAGCUCUGCCUUAGAGAAGCACAAUCAGGACCCCAAACAGGCAUCGAGAUAUGAGCUGAUCCAGCUCCUGCCUGAAGGAAAAGAACUCGUCAUCCCGCCCACGGGAAACGUCUUCUACGCCAUGUCCUCAUCCAGCGUUGACUUCCUGUUGCGGAGGAAAGGCGGGAACACUCCCUUUGGCUCGCCGUCCAUCAGCCCAGAGACCAGCGCCACCUUUCCUCGGAUCAAGGCCAAGGGGCGGAGACUGGUCCGGACUUUAUUUUGACGAAAGCUUCAUCCGGAUUUAUUUUACUGAACACAUAAAUCUGCCAUAACACCAAAAACAAGUAGUUUGUGGGCGUGCUGAGUCGGCACUCCUGAGCGAUAUGCAUCACUAGCUCCCAGCGGGAAGCAGGUGCUGGUUUCCCUGUUUGUUAAAAUUCCAGAGCGGAGAGAAGCUCGGAGUUCCCCGCUUGGCAGUGAAGCGCUGCCGUAUGCAGAUGAGUCUUUGUUUUGUAUAUAUUUCUAUAUUUUUUGUAUGACGUCAGUGUUGUGUUUACACUGACAGAGCUCCAGCUUCCUGGUUGACAAGUAACAAAAAAACCCAUAAAAGCAGAAAGAAAGUGGAUUCUUUUAACCCUCCGUCUCAGCUGAAAGCUGCUCUCAUCACUGUUUGACAUGAACAUGGAGAAUGGCGCCAAGGAUUAUACCAAAUCUGCUUCUGUCAAGCAUUUUAGCCUUAUUUUGCAUCCUGAACUCAGCUUCUUUAAAGGCUGCAUCCAACAAAUAAGAAAACAAUAUGUCAGCAGAUCUGAAAAAGAUUUAAAAAAUGUGUUAAAACACUAAAGUUUAGCAGGAAAAAUUGCAGCUUUGAAAAAGCACUUUACGUCUGUUUUUAUACCUGAGAGGUUACCGGAGCUAAGCCUCCGUUUCCCAUCAGCCUCAGCUCCAUUUUCACAAGAUCUGAACCCUCCCACGGGAAUCCUGUGACCCCAGGUCAGCCCACUUGAAGCUAAUGAGGUCGCUCGAUCGGCUGAAGCGCAGGCGUUAGCAGGACCGGGAGAGGAUUCUGGGUAAUACUGCUGAUGUUUGACUGUUUUAGUGCCUUCCUCUUCUGGGUGCUCACCUUUGUCAUGUGCUGAAUGUACCGAGGACACAUGGAGGAAACGCCGCCGCCUCCAGCGCUGUUGUUUGACAUCAAAGCUAUUUAUGCACUACAUACAGGAUGUCUUAUUUUUGUGGUAAUAAAUUACUUUUAUAUGAACUUGG